Molecule: messenger RNA, 954 nt
Organism: Saccostrea cuccullata (small rock oyster)
Lineage: Eukaryota; Metazoa; Mollusca; Bivalvia; Ostreida; Ostreidae
Exons: 4
Coding region: 35-769 (244 amino acids)
Biological process (GO): intracellular calcium ion homeostasis
Cellular component (GO): extracellular region
Molecular function (GO): hormone activity
Source: RefSeq, a predicted model, not a curated record
UGUUCCCUCGUUAGAGCUGUGAUUAGAAAACAAUAUGUCUGGUACAACGUUAGCCGCCGUGUUCCUCCUUAUCACCGUGUCCAAUGCGUUUGUUGUGGAUAUGUUCCGGGAUCUGGUAUCGUCCUGCAGUGACGCCAAGAACCCGACUAAUCCAGUACAAGACGUGUCCCAGACUUGUUUAGAGCACGCGGCGUCCGGUUCCUGUAAUUUUUACGACUGUUUUGAGCAGAGAUUCCCAUGUGGGAACUGUGGAUUCAGCAAACAUUACGGCACAUAUGACUGCGAGAAGUUUUACCAACCGGUCUACUACAACCAGUUUAACGACCUGGGAAAACGUUGGAUAAAGGCAACAGGGGACUGCCUUAUAAACACACUGAAGCAAUUCUACACACAAGACACGGUUCGCUGUCGAAUGGUCAAGACCACCAUGAUGGACCACGUGUCUACGUGUUACCUACAUAACGCCGCCAAUAUCAGCUUCUGUGACGUCUUCUGGGACAACAGAGAUGCCUUGAUGGGAGUUUACGAAGCCAGCAGCUUCCUACAGCCCACAGAGAUUCAUAGGGUACUAUUCGAGGUCUUACAGAUAGGGACCAGUUGUACCGGAAGUCGGGCAUCGGAGUUCCGGACGCUAAUGUCGGAGAGAUUGACACCCGUCGUCUCUCAGGCCGGAAGUCGGUUACAGGAAGUUGGGAGACAGAUAGGAAGUGGAUUAGAAGAGGCAGGGAGACAAGUAGGAAAUUGGUUUAGUAACAUCUUCACCAAGUAGAAAUCCAGUGUGAACCAUCUCAGGAAAUCCAAAAACUUUGCAUAAUGUUCAACUUCUUGAGCAUUGUCUAGCUAUUAAUAAAUCCUUCUCCGGUGACUAUUCCAAGAGGGUUGUAAAUAUCGUGAUAUUUGUCGAAUUUGUAACAGUUUUGACAUGUCUCGUAAAUAAAAUUAAAAAGAAUUUCA